This is a messenger RNA of Hepatospora eriocheir, 855 nucleotides long. Lineage: Eukaryota; Fungi; Microsporidia; Hepatosporidae. The record is from the annotation of a GenBank genome assembly.
AUGGAUAGUGAAGAAGAAAAUGAUAAAUUAAAUAAAAUAAAUUUGCAAUUAGAUCAAGCAGAAUUAACUAGUAAGUCUAAAGAGAGAGUAAGAAAAGCUUUAUUGUUAAGAAAAUCAACAAGUAUGUUUUCAAUUUUUGACUCAGCUGAUUAUAUAAAAUCAGCAAUGUUAUUUGAAGAGUUAGCAGAGGAGUGUAAAGAUGAUAGAAUAUCAAGUGCAACAUUUUAUAAAGAAGCAGCAGAAACAUUCAUAAAAGAUAAUAAAGAAUUUUCAUUAUGGAAAGCAUCAGAAUGCUAUUAUAAAAUAUAUGAAUUGUUUGUUAAAGAUAUGAGAGAUGAAGCAUCAGAGUUUUUACAACAGUCAUGUAUGUUAUUAGUAAAAAUAAAGAGUUUUGAAAUAGCUGGUAUGAGAUACAUAAAAAUAGCAGAGUUAUAUGAAAUGGAUAAAGUAAGUUUAGCAGUUAUUAACUAUAAAAGAGCAAUAGAAUCUUAUUCGAAAGUUACAAACUAUAAAAGCAACAUAUAUUUAGUAAAGAAGAGAUUAUUAAGUUGUUGUAUUUAUCAUAAAGACAUAAAUAGAGUGAUAGAAACACUUAAAGAGUAUAAUUAUGAUUUCAAAUAUAGUAAGUUAUGUUAUUUACUGAUGGUUUAUUUAAAAGGAGAUUAUGAAAUGCUUAAAGAAGAAGAAUUAGACACAGAAGAAGAAAGUGAAGUAUUAGAAGCUAUUUUAUAUAAAGAACCAGAAGAUUCAAUUGAGAUAGUUAAGAAUUUUAUUAAUGAAAAUGUUUUUAAUGAUUUAUCAAAUUCAUUAUUUGAAUUAUUUUUAGAAAAUUAUCAAUUAUCGAAGAUUUGUUAA